UUCCUGUUCAAAAACAACAACCCCGCCUCUACCAGCACCAAAACAAACGGCUUGCCCAGCUCGAUCGUCGUUUAUUUUCUUGCAGAAAUGUCGUUUUUUGUGGUUUUCCUCUCCUUUGCAUUAUUUGUGACUUCUGCAUUAGAAGAUCACACAGAGGUCAAAGUGAGGUCUGGGCAAAAUGUCACUCUCCACUGUCAGGGUCCCAGAGGUUUAAAUAUCACCAUGUUAGAGUGGAGCAAACCUGAGUUCAACUCAGAGAGUUAUGUGUUCUUCUUCCAAAACCAUCGCUUGUAUGAAAACUACCAACAUGAAUCCUUUAAAGGCCGAGUGGCGCUGAAAGAUCGAUCGAUGAAAGAUGGAGAUGUUUCUGUGAUUCUGAGGAACGUCAACAUCAACGAUACAGGAACAUACAGCUGUGAGAUUACAACCAGGAUGAAGGAAAGAGUGGUUCAUGAGGUUGUGAACUCCAUCAACCUCAAAGUCACAGACUCAGGUGGGUUUGUAGAGUGGCAUAAAAUGGUGUGA
Molecule: messenger RNA, 525 nt
Organism: Oreochromis niloticus (Nile tilapia)
Lineage: Eukaryota; Metazoa; Chordata; Actinopteri; Cichliformes; Cichlidae
Product: V-set domain containing T-cell activation inhibitor 1
Exons: 3
Coding region: 88-525 (145 amino acids)
Biological process (GO): regulation of cytokine production; T cell receptor signaling pathway
Cellular component (GO): external side of plasma membrane
Molecular function (GO): signaling receptor binding
Source: RefSeq, a predicted model, not a curated record